Messenger RNA from Limulus polyphemus (Atlantic horseshoe crab), 1075 nucleotides. Its product is annotated as hydroxymethylglutaryl-CoA lyase, mitochondrial-like. NCBI's taxonomy places the organism in Eukaryota, Metazoa, Arthropoda, Merostomata, Xiphosura, Limulidae. Gene Ontology annotation, biological process: L-leucine catabolic process; ketone body biosynthetic process. The record is from RefSeq and is a predicted model, not a curated record. Gene Ontology annotation, molecular function: hydroxymethylglutaryl-CoA lyase activity. The coding region runs from base 18 to 944 and encodes 308 amino acids. The transcript has 10 exons.
UAUUUUAAUGAAGCAGAAUGACUUUAAUCAAGCUAAAGGGUGACAGAUUAUUUCCUGAACAAAUCAAAAUUGUUGAGGUUGGUCCCCGAGAUGGAUUACAGAAUGAAAAAGAAGUUGUACCCACUUUGAUUAAAGUAGAAUUUAUCAACAAACUUUCUUUGUGUGGUCUACAAGUUGUUGAAGCAACAAGUUUCGUCUCUCCAAAGUGGGUUCCUCAAAUGGGGGAUCAUAAAGACGUGUAUGAAGCUAUAACCAAACACAGAAAUGUUUCGUAUCCUGUACUUGUACCCAACGUGAAAGGAUUAGAAGCAGCUCUAUCUGUUGGAGUGAAAGAAAUAGCUAUAUUUGGAGCUGCUUCUGAAACGUUUACCAGGAAGAACAUCAACUGCUCUAUUGAAGAAAGUUUGCAGAGGUUUGAAGAUGUGAUGAUGUUGGCCAAGCAGGAGCAGGUUAAAGUCAGGGGAUAUGUGUCUUGUGCUCUGGGAUGUCCUUACGAAGGAAAUGUUAAGCCCCGUGUCGUGGCAGAAGUGGCUGCUCGUCUCUAUAAAAUGGGCUGCUAUGAGAUUUCUCUUGGGGACACUAUUGGAGUCGGAACUCCUGGAUCCAUGGAGAAGAUGUUAGAAGAAGUGCUGAAACACCUGCCAUCAGAAGCUGUGGCUGUUCACUGCCAUGAUACCUAUGGUCAAGCUCUUGCAAACAUUCUCAUUGCUGUUGGUAUGGGAGUUAAUGUCGUUGAUGCAUCAGUAGCGGGACUUGGAGGCUGCCCAUAUGCUAAAGGAGCGUCUGGCAAUGUAGCAACAGAAGAUGUAGUGUACAUGCUGCAUGGAAUGGGUAUUAAGACAGGAGUGAAUUUAUCUAAACUGUUGGAAGCUGGAGAGUUUAUAUGUGCAUCUCUCAACCGGCCAAAUGGUUCCAAAGUCGCUCGUGCAAUGAGUAAAUUAUAGGACUGAAAGAUCUGACUGACUGACUAUGGAUUAUUAAAAUUGAAGCUUAAUUUAAUGUGAAUAGUGAAUUUUGUAAAUUGUAAACACUGCUUUACAGUAGCUCAAUAAUAAAAAUGUAUUUUGUUAAAUGA